CCGAGAGAGAGCAGAGGCAGGACAAAAUGGCGCCGCGAUUCAAACGCUGCGCGCUGCGUGCCGGCGGGGGGGCGGCGGGGGGGCGGUGUCCCGGCGGGGUUCACUGCGCCUGCGCCCGGAGUUGCAAGAUGGCGGACAGUGCGGAACUAAAGCAAAUGGUUAUGAGCCUUAGAGUUUCUGAACUGCAAGUACUUCUGGGUUACGCGGGGAGGAACAAGCACGGCCGAAAACACGAACUGCUCACAAAAGCACUGCAUUUGUUAAAGGCUGGCUGCAGUCCUGCCGUACAAAUGAAAAUCAAAGAACUCUAUAGGCGAAGGUUUCCUCAGAAAAUCAUGACACCUGCAGACUUAUCUAUCCCCAGCGUCCACUCGAGCUCUAUGCCAGCAGCUUUGUCUCCGUCUACCAUUCCACAGCUCAGCUACGAUGGCCAUCCUGCCACGUCACCAUUGCUCCCCGUUUCGCUUCUGGGACCUAAACAUGAACUGGAACUUCCCCAUCUUACGUCUGCACUCCACCCUGUCCAUCCUGACAUAAAACUUCAGAAAUUACCUUUUUAUGACUUGUUGGAUGAGCUGAUAAAACCUACCAGCCUAGCAUCAGAUAAUAGUCAGCGAUUUCGAGAAACCUGCUUUGCAUUUGCAUUGACGCCACAACAAGUGCAGCAAAUCAGCAGUUCAAUGGAUAUUUCUGGGACCAAAUGUGACUUCACAGUACAGGUCCAGCUAAGGUUUUGUUUAUCAGAAACCAGUUGUCCACAAGAAGAUCACUUCCCACCCAAUCUGUGUGUGAAAGUAAAUGGGAAACCAUGCAGCCUCCCAGGCUAUCUUCCACCAACCAAAAAUGGUGUUGAACCAAAGCGACCUAGCCGACCAAUCAACAUUACCUCACUUGUCAGAUUAUCUACGACGGUACCAAACACAAUCGUUGUUUCGUGGACUGCAGAAAUUGGAAGAAACUAUUCCAUGGCAGUCUAUCUCGUAAAGCAGCUGUCCUCGACAGUGUUACUGCAAAGGUUGCGAGCAAAAGGAAUACGGAACCCUGAUCAUUCUAGAGCGCUAAUUAAAGAGAAGCUGACUGCCGAUCCGGACAGUGAAAUAGCAACAACAAGCUUAAGAGUUUCUCUGCUUUGUCCACUUGGUAAAAUGCGACUAACUAUACCAUGUAGGGCCAUGACUUGUUCCCACCUGCAAUGUUUUGAUGCCACUCUAUAUAUUCAAAUGAAUGAAAAGAAACCAACCUGGGUUUGCCCUGUCUGUGACAAGAAGGCUCCCUAUGAACAUCUCAUUAUUGAUGGGUUGUUCAUGGAAAUCCUGAAGUAUUGUACAGACUGUGAUGAAAUUCAGUUUAAGGAGGAUGGAUCGUGGGCUCCUAUGAGGUCGAAGAAGGAAGUGCAGGAAGUAACUGCAUCUUACAACGGAGUUGAUGGGUGCAUAAGCUCUUCCUUGGAACAUCAGGUGUCUUCUCAUCAACAGUCAAAUAAAAACAAGAAAGUAGAAGUGAUUGAUUUAACCAUUGAUAGCUCAUCAGAUGAAGAGGACGAGGAGCCAUCUGCAAAGAGAAGCUGUCCUUCCAUCUCUCCAGCGUCACCGUUAAAUAAUAAGGGCAUUUUAAAUUUACCCCAUCAAGCAUCUCCUGUGUCAAGAACACCAAGCCUUCCUGCUGUUGACACCAGCUACAUCAAUACGUCACUUAUCCAAGACUACAGGCAUCCAUUCCAUAUGACACCCAUGCCUUACGACUUGCAAGGUUUAGAUUUCUUCCCUUUCCUGUCAGGAGACAAUCAGCAUUACAGCACAUCCCUUCUUGCCGCUGCAGCCGCGGCAGUUUCUGCAUCAGAUGAUCAAGAACUUUUACACUCUCGUUUUUUCCCAUACACUUCAUCUCAGAUGUUUCUCGAUCAGCUAAAUGCGGGAGGAAGCAGUUCUCUGCCAGCCACAAAUGGUAGCAAUAGUGGCAGUAACAGCAGUCUUGUUUCCUCCAACAGCCUGCGAGAGAAUCAUGGUCAUCCAGUUGCAAGUAGGAGCAGCACGGACACGGCGUCUAUCUUUGGUAUCAUACCAGACAUUAUUUCAUUGGACUGAUUUUUUUUUUGGUUGGGUUUUUUUUUCGGAGAAAACGAACUCGUCGGAGGAAAUCUUUGUGCUUGGUUUUACUUUAUGUUAGAAACAUAGACGAGUGGUUUUUUGUUUGUUUGGUUUUUUUUCCUUUUUUAGGGAAAAAAAAAUUUAUGUGUACAGAGAACAGAAGUAUAUUUUCAGUUUUACUUUUGUAUAUAAACCUAAGAUGGCCUCACUGGGAAAAAAAUAAGGAAAAAACAAAAAAAAAAUAACAAAAACAAGGCGCUUCAGUUCAUUUUUAUGGAUGUUGAAGAUUUUACACCUGUGCAUUUGUCAUAUGAGUUACUUUUUUCCCUCUGUAGUUUGGACACAAAUGGCAUUAUUUUCUUCACAGUAACAUAAACAGGAAAGGAGCUGAACUUCUGAAGUUCAGACUUGUGAGAGGGUUUUUUUUUCUCCUCUUGGAGGCAUUUACCUCUGGUGGAAUCCAGUUGCCCCAUCCCAUAUUUAGUGUGGAUUUUAUUAUGCUUAAAGCAGAAUAAACCCUACGCAAACUAUUCCUCUGCUUGCAGGACAUAGUCUUUCAGGAGUGGGUUUGGUUUUUUGGGGUUUUUUUUUUUGGUCAUUUCUGGUUCUACAUGAGCCUCUAUUCAGAUGAUUUUUUUUUAAACUCCAUGCUUUCAUCAAGCAUGUUGCAGGCUCGUUAGUGUACCAAUUAUUCUUGAGGGCCAGACUCAAUAAAAUCUCAGGCUGAGGAUUUACUUGGCUGUGCUUCUGUGGGACAAGACAGAGAAAUUUUAUAGAAUCUAGCCCCAAAUACAAGCAUUGAUGCAUUGGACUGUAGGCUGUUGUUUCUACGAACUUACUAUGAAAUCCUUUUAAAGUAAUGUAAGAUCCUAAUCAGCAAAUUAUUAAGCAUGUGUCAGUUUUAACUUUGUGGAACUGCUUGUGCUUUCAAGUCAGCCAUGCGUGUAUAAACGGCCUGUUGAACUGAGGCCUAUCUCAUUCUGUCUGGAGAAACCUCCUUUUAGCCGCAGUAGAUCAAAUUUCUGCUUAAAAGUGAACUUGUCAACAAAAAGUAGAAAAUACAAAUUCCAACACACACUAUUGCAUGGUUUGUGCAGCUGAUAAUGGUCUUGGUACAAUGUCUGCUGAGUUCACAUUCAUCAAAAUUAAUAUUAAAUGUUCAAUGUGAGUCUCUUAAACCAAAAACCAACCCAAUAAAAAAGCCUGAUCCUGUAGCCCAUACACUCAAACAUAUUCCUACCUACUGAAGUUUCUUGAGGUAGCGAGCUUUAAAGUCCAGUUUUCUCAUUUGGCCUUGUAAUAAUUUUCAUUUCCCCGAUGUUUCAGUACGCUUAUGUUGAACGUUGAGCCAUACUUCCUGGUUUCUUUUCUCCCUCCUUUUUUUUUCUUUCUUUUUUCUUUUUUUUAAGUGGUGCAUGACAUAGGAAAAUGUUGUUUUAGAACUGGUGGGUCACUUGGGCUGAUCCGUUCUUACUCAAGAGUGAAAUGUGUAAAUAGCCGGAAUGCAGUUUUUCAGGAGAUUCUUUAAAGUAAGAGAAGGGGGAGGGAAGGAAGUGAUUCUCUUGUGUCCCAAAGUCCAUGUCAGAGAGAGUAAAUAUUUCCUCUGAUGUGAAAAAUAUUUUUAUAACUGGUUGAAAGUGCAGGUAACAAGUUUAUCAGAAAGAGAGAGUAAGGAAUACUGAAAUUAGCAGAUUCUUGUCUGAAUUUUUAAUGUCCAAACCUGUUGAUCGCAGCUAGUUGCUUUGAGCAUUGACAAGGGCCACCUUUUGCCUAUGAAGUUGUCUCAAAAUCUUGCAUUGAUUAAAAAAGAAAAAAAAAAGGAAAAAAAAAAAAAAAGGAAAAAAGGAAAAAAAAAUCUUUAAUCCAAGUAGCAUUAGGUAUUGCUGUAUGAUCAGUCGUAUGGUGAUUUGAAAGGUUCACAUUAUGUGGCAUCAAAAUCGUUUUUAGUGUUUUUACAGCAUCCCUCUGCCACUAAAUAGUUGACUUGAAUUUUGAAAACAAAUGUUUGUGUUUAUAUGUAUAUGUGUGUGUAUAUAUGUAUUUAUAGAUCUGUGUGUGUGAGUUAAAAGUGAGUUAAAUAGUUUUUCCCAUGCAUGUGUAUUUCAUACAUAUCUGGCUGAUAUAUAUAUUUCACCAUACACCAAUUUUAUAAUUUAUUAAAUGUCAGUUAAUAAAUAAAAGGAUAGAAAA
Messenger RNA from Columba livia (rock pigeon), 4277 nucleotides. RefSeq names its product protein inhibitor of activated STAT 1 (gene PIAS1). Gene Ontology annotation, molecular function: SUMO ligase activity; transcription coregulator activity; zinc ion binding. Gene Ontology annotation, biological process: regulation of transcription by RNA polymerase II; protein sumoylation. The record is from RefSeq and is a predicted model, not a curated record. NCBI's taxonomy places the organism in Eukaryota, Metazoa, Chordata, Aves, Columbiformes, Columbidae. The transcript is spliced from 14 exons. Gene Ontology annotation, cellular component: chromatin. The coding region runs from base 27 to 2084 and encodes 685 amino acids.